Zingiber officinale is the source of this 1187-nucleotide messenger RNA. RefSeq names its product ribosome biogenesis protein BOP1 homolog. Bases 1 to 1140 code for a protein of 379 amino acids. Gene Ontology annotation, cellular component: preribosome, large subunit precursor; PeBoW complex. The transcript has 9 exons. The record is from RefSeq and is a predicted model, not a curated record. Gene Ontology annotation, biological process: maturation of LSU-rRNA from tricistronic rRNA transcript (SSU-rRNA, 5.8S rRNA, LSU-rRNA); ribosome biogenesis; positive regulation of transcription by RNA polymerase II. Lineage: Eukaryota; Viridiplantae; Streptophyta; Magnoliopsida; Zingiberales; Zingiberaceae. Gene Ontology annotation, molecular function: protein dimerization activity; ribonucleoprotein complex binding; RNA polymerase II transcription regulatory region sequence-specific DNA binding.
AUGCCCACGACCACCAUGGCACGGUUGGUCGGCAACGUGAGGGAAUCUGAAGGAAGAGAGAACAACAUCGAGAUAUCUGAUCUUGUGUUGAGGAUGGGGCGGGGGAGGGUUGAGGUGAGGAGAAUAGAGAACAAGAUCAAUAGGCAGGUGACCUUCUCCAAGAGGAAGGUCGGGCUGCUAAAGAAGGCCUACGAGCUCUCUGUUCUCUGCGACGUCGAACUCUCCCUCAUCAUCUUCUCCAGCCGCGGCAAGCUCUUCGACUUCUCCACCACCUCCAGUGGAUGCGAUGUGCUUAUUUUAGAUACUGGAUUGGGAAGUGCAGAGAAUAAAGCAAGGGUCAAGGAGUUGCUUCAUGUGGAGGAAUCAAAACUAGAGGAGGAAGAGGGAAAUACCACUCCAGCAGUGAGAUGGGUUCGAGAUGAUAAAUAUGAUUGCAUCCGAUUAAAGCAUUACAAGAGUAUUUGCCACUACCUUUCUCUUAUUCAUUCUUUUGCUUUGCAGGUUGUGACAAAAAUUGAUUGGCAUCGAAAAGGAGACUAUUUCACUACUGUCGUUCCUAGUGGUGAUUCAAGAGCAAUCUUGAUACACCAACUCUCCAAGAAACACACACAAAAUCCUUUUAAGAAGUUACAUGGUCUUCCAAUAGCUGCAGUUUUUCAUCCAACACGGUCGAUAUUCUUUAUAUCAACCAAGAAUCAUGUCCGUGUGUAUGAUCUUUUAAAGCAAAAGCUCGUUAAGAAGCUUGAGACUGGUCUUCGUGAAGUUUCUUCCAUUGCAAUUCAUCCAGCAGGCGACAAUGUUAUUGUGGGCAGCAAGGAAGGAAAAAUGUGGUGGUUUGAUAUGGACCUUUCAUCCAAACCAUAUAGAACCUUGAAGACCCAUCCCAAAGACAUAACUAAUGUCACCUUCCAUCGCCUGUACCCUCUCUUUGCCUCAAGUUCCGAAGACUGCACUGCUUAUGUGUUCCAUGGGACGGUGUAUUCGGAUCUUAAUCAGAAUCCUCUCAUCGUCCCAUUGGAAAUCCUGCGUGGCAACAACAGUUCUAAUGACAGAGGUGUUUUAGAUUGUAAAUUUCAUCCGAGGCAGCCAUGGCUAUUCACAGCUGGAGCAGAUUCUGUCAUUAAACUGUAUUGCCACUAAUGAUAGAUUCUCCAGGAAACUUUGAAGAAUCUCCUCGAGUCAAGAUA